AAACCGACUUGUUUGAACAUUGUUCUCAUAAGGAAGUACACAGGCACCUUUUAUUGAAAGUGCCGUGCUCUUCUUAGUGAAAGCUUAUGAACAUAUGUUUUGAUGAAAGACUGAAAAUAGUAAAUAAAAGAAGUUAACUCUCUUUUACUAAAGGGAACUGGUAUGCAUGUGAGGCUGACUCUAAUGAAAAAAGUCUAGUCACUGGAAGAAAAGGAGAAAGGAUUCAGAUCCGCGGGCACUCAGGGUUGCUGGUGCAAUAGACCUGAAAGGGACCAUGAUGUCUUCACCAAAUGAUGCCAACAUGGAAGAAAUACCUUUGGAAGAUGAUGAGCGAGACAGCCUAGAAUACAAGAUCCUAAUGGCCUAUGCCCAGCGGCGGUUGUCUGCCAGUAAAUAUGAGGAACUUAUGAAAAAGGAAGCUAACAUGCAGAAGUCCUCGUCCUUAAUCAGGAGAGAAGAGAAGUUAGAAGAUCAAGGCCAUAAAGUUGGGCCAAGCCAAACAGAGGUUUCACAGAGCACCGGUUUGAAACACCUAAGCCAAAAGCAAACAAGACCAAGAUCUGUCUCAAAAUAUUGUCUACCCUCUUCCUUCAUCAGAGAAAAACAUGAAAAAUCCCCAAAGCCUUCAUUGCCCCAAAAGCCAUUCUUGCCCCAAAGUUCCACAGUGUGUUUCUACCUUCCUAGGGUACAGCUUCAGGGCCCUUCAGAAGUGAAGCAAAAGCAUCUGACAGAUGAGACGGCAAAUGUUGACCACAUUGCAGACAGGCUGGCCAAGCUUGUUACUUCCAGAUCUCAGCCGUCUCCUUCGGAUGUGUCAUUCAAGAUGAUGGUUCACUUCCAGCUUCCAGAACAACAGGGUGGAGGUGCUGCUGGUGGAAAUAAGGGUGGAGAAAAUGAUGAAGAAAAGAUAAUACAAACAAUAGUUGCACUGUUAAGAAAUUCAGGGGAUCAACUAGAAAAAAAGAUCAAGAAGGACAAGACUUUAUAUCAGCAUUUUAUAGACAUGCUGUCCUACAGCUUCUUUGAGAGGGUCACUGAUCUAAUCCUGGAGGAUGUCUCAGCAGACUCAACAAGUGAGACAGAAGGCCAAGUACAAUGCACCAAAGUUGCCUUUGCACUGGAAGUCGCAACGAGACUUACUGCUGUGGACAACCAUCCAAUGAACGUAGUCCUGGGCUUUGGAAUAAAGUACCUCAGAGAACACUUCACGCCUUGGAUUCAGAACCAGGGUGGCUGGGAGAAGGCUUUGACUUUGCUGGAUCAGGAAGAAAUUGAAUAAUCAUGACUGCAUUCAUUCUUCAGGGUGCAUAAAGCCGUCGGUGAAGGAAUAUGCUGGAUCUUACCACAACCCAAUGCCAGAAUGAUUACUGGCUAUUUAUUUUUAGUUCCAAGGAAGGUUGCAGUGUUGCUCGGACAACUCUAAUGGAAACAAUUUCACAUUUUUAAAAUUGGUAUUGAUGUAGAAGUGUUCUUCAGUGUAUAUGAAGGCACUCCUCAUAGCACAUUCAGCCCCAUGGAUAGUGGCUUCAUGUCACUACCUUUCUGAGUAGAGAUGCUUCCCACUACUCUUAUGAAUGGCUGUUAAAGUGCAAAUGGGAGGAAAAUAUCAAAGUGUGCAGUCAAGAAUCACUGGACUGUGAUCAGCCAUCAGGCAAGUGUGAUGGGUGCUGCCAGCUUUGUGUGGUUCAUAGUGAUGUCAUCUGAUAUCAAUCCUACUGUCCCUUAUUAGGAGGUACACUUAUGCAAGGUACACCUAUCGGUUUUCUCUCUCUGUUUAGAUUCUCCAAAGAACUGAUGCCAUUUUAUUUUUCUGUAAGGGACCGAGUAAGGGAAAUGAAGGCUGUUUACUUCAGUGCCUUCCCUCUUUGCCCAAGAAAAUAGACUUGAUCCACGUAUAGAUACUUUUAACGUGAACUCUUCCAUUUUAACCCUCUUCCAACCAUAGUGCAGUAGAUGUUGGCUUCUACAGCAUUAUUUUGUCUAUUAAUCUGGAAGAUACAAGCACUGUGCAAGCUUUGUAGUUCAAGAAAUUUAGAAUUUAUCUUUCUGUGUUAGUUUUCCUCCAUAUUCAAAAGGAACUCCAUGCUAUGUGUAAUCUCAGUGAUUUCUCAGAAAACAGAGCUGUAGCUUCAACCAUUGAAAAAAAAUAAUCUGAUUAGAGUUCUUGAAUCUGGAAAUGUGGCAGAGGAAGGAACAAAAGUGCAUCAUUUAGUAGCGAUGUAUGCCAGUGAAACUAUUCACGAUUUUGAGGCUGUUUUGUGCAGUGCAUUUUGCUGUGGGGCCAUUUGUAACCCAUUUGGCUGAUGACUACUGGAUUUCCAUCCCCUGUGAAUCCCCAGUGGAGAAAGAAAGAACUUGGAACAUCUGCUGAAGCUGUGAAAUCAUAGUGUUGCUUCUUAAUACAUGAUUUUCCAGUACAAACAGUUAAUGUUCCCUGAAAAGGUUCUCUACCUCUUAGUUAGAUGUCCUUCCAUUACAGGUACUCAUUAUAUGUGUACAAGUAUGUUAACUACAAAGACUGCAUGAAAACUUAUUAACAAAUCAUGAAUUUGGAUGAAAGUGAUAAAAAGCAUUUGAACUGGAUGUGUAAAAUAAGCAAUGCCAUAAAAGAUGAGCAUUUUUAAUAAACCUUAAGCUUUUGACUCAU
Dromaius novaehollandiae (emu) is the source of this 2647-nucleotide messenger RNA. It is a transcript of the gene BCL2L14, whose product is annotated as BCL2 like 14. The transcript is spliced from 6 exons. Bases 275 to 1279 code for a protein of 334 amino acids. The record is from RefSeq and is a predicted model, not a curated record. Gene Ontology annotation, biological process: regulation of extrinsic apoptotic signaling pathway. NCBI's taxonomy places the organism in Eukaryota, Metazoa, Chordata, Aves, Casuariiformes, Dromaiidae.